CUUUCUUCACUUUAUAUCAUAUCAAACCACAAAUCAGUCCCACAUCCCCAUGUACUCUGUUUUCUUAUCUCCAGGCAUACAGAACCAUCUAACAACCCAUGGAACUACUCUUCUACUUCCUUUCUUUCCUCCUCUUGUUCGUUCUUUCACUCUACCUUAUCAGCACUUCACGAUCAAAAGCCACACCCAAAACAGGCUUCAAAAACUACCCAAUUGUCGGAGUGCUCCCUGAAUUCGUCAGAAACCGGUUCCGGUACCUCGACUGGACUACCGAAGUACUAAUUGACUGUCCCAACAAUACCGCCUUCUUCAAGCGUCCUGGAAAAGUCCAUGGUGUCAUCACGGCGAGCCCGGCGGUGGUCGAACACUUUCUCAAAACCCAAUUCGAAAACUACCCAAAAGGAGACAGAUUCAUCAUGCUCUUGGAGGACUUUCUGGGUCGUGGAAUCUUCAAUUCAGAUGGGGAUUUGUGGAAGAUUCAGAGAAAAACUGCUGUCCAUGAAUUUACUACAAAUUCACUUCGGAAUUUUGUUAUGGAGAAUGUUAAGGUCGAGAUUUCGACCAGAUUGGUUCCGAUUUUCGCAAAAGCAGGGGAAACAGGACAAGUUUUGGAUUUGCAGGAUAUGUUGGAGAGAUUUGCGUUUGACAACAUAUGUAAACUUGCUUUCAAUGUCGAUCCGGCUUGUCUUGGAGGGGAUGGAACUGCCGGUGGUGAAUUCAUGCGUGCUUUUGAAGAUGCUGCCAUGCUUAGUUCAGGGAGGUUCAUGUAUGUAUUUCCAUUACUGUACAAAUUCAAGAAAUUUUUCAAUCUGGGUUCUGAGAGAACACUGAGGAAUUCAAUCAGGAUCGUCCAUGAAUUCGCCGAUGAGAUCAUACGGUCCAGGAUGGAGGAACGAAGUGAGAAGAAAGAUGAAGACUUGCUCUCCCGGUUCGUUGUGAGCAAUGAAAACUCGCCCAACUUUCUCCGAGAUAUCAUCAUAAGUUUCAUUCUUGCCGGCCGAGACACGACGUCGUCUGCUCUGAGCUGGUUCUUUUGGCUACUCGCCUCAAAUAAGGAUGUUGAGGAAAAAAUAUGGAAUGAAUUAGAGAUGAUUCGGGAGCGAUACGGGAAAAAUAUCGGCGAUACUUAUAGUUUCGACGAGCUCCGAGACAUGCAAUAUUUGCACGCUGCAAUAUCGGAAUCAAUGAGGUUGUACCCACCUGUACCGGUCGAUUCCAAAGCGUGCCUAAACGACGAUAUACUACCAGGCGGUAUGGUUGUCGGGAAGGGUUGGUUUGUUUCGUAUAGUGCAUACUCGAUGGGGAGGAUGGAGAGCAUCUGGGGGAAGGACUGCCGCGUGUACCGCCCAGAGAGGUGGUUGGAGAACGGGAUGUAUCGGCAGGACAGCUCGUUUCGGUAUCCGGUAUUUCAUGCCGGUCCAAGAAUAUGCUUGGGGAAAGACUUGGCUUAUAUUCAGAUGAAGUCGAUUGCAGCGUCGAUCAUUGAACGGUUUGAAAUGGACGUUCAAGAUAAGGACAAGUGUCCGGAACAUUUGCUAUCUUUGACUCUUAGGAUGAAGGGUGGGUUGCAUGUGAGGGUGAAGGAAAGAUUUGUGGCUACGGCUAAUUAUUAAUAAUUGAUGUGUUAUUAUCGACAUUAUGUUUUAUAUAUUUUUAAUGAAUUUAAAUAACUUGUAAAAUAAAUUAUGUAGAUAGCUAAUAAAUAUUUUUAAAUUAGGAGAA
Messenger RNA from Tripterygium wilfordii, 1722 nucleotides. Its product is annotated as cytochrome P450 94A1-like. The record is from RefSeq and is a predicted model, not a curated record. Gene Ontology annotation, molecular function: monooxygenase activity; heme binding; iron ion binding. The transcript has a single exon. NCBI's taxonomy places the organism in Eukaryota, Viridiplantae, Streptophyta, Magnoliopsida, Celastrales, Celastraceae. Bases 99 to 1613 code for a protein of 504 amino acids.